GACCGCGUGUGCGAGUGUGUGAGACUCCCUAUACUGCCUCAAAUGAUCUCGUCAGCUUCAUCCUCUCCUCUUACGUUUUGUACUCAAGAGUGAGAACUUGGUCAGAUACUAACGACAACCCGAUUCCUUUGGCCUAAUGAGGUAUAGCUUUACGACCUCGCAAAUCGGACAUUUUACGCAAUGACAAAUGCGAAAACCCGUCGCCGUUAGUUAACUCCGCUGGAGCUGCCUACCUACCUACUUUACUUUGGUCCCCUCGCCCAACCAAUCCCCCAUUUUCCUGUUCAUUUUACGUUGAAUCAACAGCCUGCCUUUCUUGUUCUAGAAGCUCUUCUCCUCAAGCUGAGGACCCUUGCUUCACAUCAGAUUUUAUUUCAUUCUCGGGUCGAGAAUAUCAACUCUAAAAUCAUCUGUCACUGACCCACACACAUUUGCCGGCACUGCUGCUAUUCCGGUUGUGGCUGGACUAAUAGAUCAUCAACUCCAAACACCCCUACGAACAUCACAUUCGGCGAUCCGGUAAGAGUUGGGACUUGUCGGAUUCUGAAUACCGGACUCGAAUUUCAUCGUUUUUGUGUUUUGGACUCUCCCGGUCCAAGAGCUGAGGCCGUCCGGCGCUUCCGUCCGCAGACACGGAGACAUCGCCCGGUCACCUCGGAAGGGUCCUUGAAGCCCAUGACGACGCCCGAAAGCAAAAGCACUUAGAGUUGUUGUUUCCUGCCCGUGGUUCGUUCGUUCGUUGCGUACUUCUGUAGUCGCUGGGGCUUUCUGGAUGAUCUGGCCGUUCUCUAUAUAACAUUCACAGACACUGCAUCGUCACAUAAGGUAGAUAGCAUGCGCAAGUCAACAACGCCACAGCCAACUGGUCCAGAGAGCAUCUCCUCUGCGCGGGUCUCCAAGCUUGCCAGAAGACCGCACCGUAAAUCGAGAAACGGAUGCUUCAACUGCAAGAGGAGAAAAGUAAAGUGUGACGAGGUGAAGCCAGCUUGUGCCAACUGCGUGCGCUUUGGCAUACCCUGCGAUUUUGCACCACAACCACCUUCUAGUGACGACUCAGCGCCGCACACUUCUCCUCCUGAGAUACUAUCAGUUUUAGCAGAACCUGCCACGACGCCGCGACGUGGCCCUGGAAGGCCACGCAAGGACUGGGCUGCACUCACGCGACCACCACCUCCUCCCCCGCCAGCAUCAGACAGGACGACUACAUCGCCGUCUUCGACGUCAGCUACCCCAGUUUCCUCUUCAACCAUAUCAAACUCGCAGAUAUGUUCCUUAAAUAUUGCUGACGCCGAGUUACUCUUCCACUUCAUGGCCAAUACCUCAAGGACCUUACACGAUGCUGACGACCCUGUCGAUGAUAUCGCAUCGUUCUGGGCGCGAAAUGUCCCCCAGAUCGGCCUUUCCUACCAUUUCGUCCUCCAUAUGAUGUAUGCUCUAGCAGGGUAUCAUCUGGUAUACCAAGAACCAAAAGGGACUGAACGGCAUUCCCAGAGCCUCGCUCUCGCGGCGCAUCAUGCAGAGCUUGGAAUUUACGAAAUGAACAGAACUUUAACGAACCUUAACGAAGCAAAUUGUGGCGCUCUCUAUGUCGCAGCGGUGCUCGUCUGCUACUGCACCUUUGCAGCUGGACCAACAGGUCCCGACGACCUGCUUGUGUGUGUUAUUGGCGAGGGGAUCUCGCAAAGAUGGCUUCCCGUGAUUCAUGGAGUCCGGUUGAUCCGACAGAGCAUUGAACCAGCAACGCUCUUUACGGGCCUCAUGGCUCCUCUCGGUGGCGGUGGCACAAAUUCAGAGAUGAAAGAUACAAAACCAGAUUUUAUGGUUAUGGGGUUCUCGUACAUUGAUUGGGUUGGGCCACUUGAGAAGCUUCGACUAUGGAUAGCGUCUCACGAGAAUCCAGAUACUGCCUUGUACCUGAGGGUACACAAAAGCUUGUGCGAUGUUUACGAGGCCAACUUUGGCAACGCCGAGGGCCUUGUCCAAGUACCAAAGAUGAAUAAGUUUGUGUUUGGCUGGCUGUACCGCAUGCAAGAUCUGUUUGUCGGGUGUCUUCAGCGAAAGGCACCUCAGGCUCUUCUUUUGAUGGCGUAUUAUGUCCCUUUGUUCAGGACAAUGAAAAGGUCAUGGUUCAUGGAAGGGUGGGCAACGCAUCUGCUCGAAACGAUAAGAGGUUUGUUAAGUGCGGACUUGAUAGGUUGGUUGGACUGGCCGGUAGAAAUAAGUCGGCAGCCUGAGUGAUAACAAAGAUAGAAUGGAACAUGAUGAACAAACUGGAUCUUGACCGCCACUGGACGAUGGCCUAAUAGUGCUGUUUCAGAAAUCCCUGUUGUGAUGUGACUUUCGAAUAGAUACUGAAGCUCGCGGCGAAAGUGUCAGUCAAAAUAUAUGUUAACUAUGGGUC
Molecule: messenger RNA, 2401 nt
Organism: Fusarium verticillioides 7600
Lineage: Eukaryota; Fungi; Ascomycota; Sordariomycetes; Hypocreales; Nectriaceae
Exons: 2
Coding region: 835-2238 (467 amino acids)
Biological process (GO): regulation of transcription by RNA polymerase II
Molecular function (GO): DNA-binding transcription factor activity, RNA polymerase II-specific; zinc ion binding
Source: RefSeq, a predicted model, not a curated record